AUGGACGGCGGUGGUAUGGGUGGAGGCAUGGUGGGAGGCGGUGGUAUUGGUGGAGGUAUGAUGGAUGGGUGUGGUAUGGGUGGUAUGGAUGGUAUUGGUGGAGGCAUGAUGGACGGCGGUGGUAUGGGUGGAGGCAUAAUGGACGGCGGUGGUAUAGGUGGAGGCAUGAGGGGAGACGGUGGUAUGGGUGGAGGCAUGAAGGACGGCAGUGGUAUGGGUGGAGGCAUGAUGGGAGGCGGUGGUAUGGAUGGAGGUAUGAUGGGAGGCGCUUCUCACAUAGGUUACCCGGUUUCGACACACGGCUAG
Mya arenaria is the source of this 306-nucleotide messenger RNA. RefSeq names its product acanthoscurrin-2-like. The record is from RefSeq and is a predicted model, not a curated record. Bases 1 to 306 code for a protein of 101 amino acids. The transcript has a single exon. NCBI's taxonomy places the organism in Eukaryota, Metazoa, Mollusca, Bivalvia, Myida, Myidae.